Molecule: messenger RNA, 1650 nt
Organism: Lodderomyces pseudojiufengensis
Lineage: Eukaryota; Fungi; Ascomycota; Pichiomycetes; Serinales; Debaryomycetaceae
Gene: THI6
Product: bifunctional hydroxyethylthiazole kinase/thiamine-phosphate diphosphorylase
Exons: 1
Coding region: 1-1650 (549 amino acids)
Biological process (GO): thiamine biosynthetic process
Cellular component (GO): cytoplasm
Molecular function (GO): hydroxyethylthiazole kinase activity; magnesium ion binding; ATP binding
Source: RefSeq, a predicted model, not a curated record
AUGGUGGAUUAUUCAGUUUACUUGGUGACGGAUUCUAGCAUGAUUCCAGAGUCAUCCACUUUUUUGAAUCAGGUUAAAGGAGCUAUCGAAAAUGGAGUUACAAUUGUCCAAUUACGUGAAAAAACCUUGUCCACUCGAGAUUUCAUAAAAAGAGCAAAAGAAGUUCAUGAAUUAACCAAGAGAAAAGGGAUACCAUUAAUCAUCAAUGAUAGAAUUGACGUAGCUUUGGCAAUUGAUGCCGAGGGUGUUCAUGUAGGUCAAGAUGAUAUGCCAGCUUCAAUAGUAAGAAAACUAAUUGGACUGAAUAAGAUUUUAGGUGUUACAUGCUCAACUUGUGAUGAAGUAAAAGAAGUCGUAGAACAAGGUUUAGCUGAUUAUGUUGGUCUAGGUACUGUUUUUGCCACCAACACUAAAAAAGAUGUUACAAAUCCAGAAGGAGUUGGACCAAUAGGUAUUCGAAAAAUGUUGUAUGAACUUAAAAAAUCAAAGAAGAGGAUUCAAUCUGUUGCAAUUGGAGGUAUAAAUCAAUCUAAUGCGGCAAGAGUUAAUACUUUAUGUAGUAUAAAGGAUAAGUGUAUCGAUGGUGUCGCGGUUGUUUCUUGUAUUAUGGCUAGUGAAAAUGCUGGUAAAUCCACCGCUGAAUUAUGCAAGCAAUUAAGGACUGAACCGUUAUGGCUGCAAACUGUGGUUAGAUUUCAGGAAGAUAUAUCAAUGGAAAGUAUCAGGCGUUUGGUAAGACAGCAACCUUUGGUGCAUCAUAUCACAAACAACGUUGUAAAAAACUUUAGUGCCAAUGUAACCUUGGCCAUAGGUGCUUCACCAGUGAUGUCAGAAUUACCUCAAGAGUUCAAAGAGUUUGUCACCAAUAUUCCUGUUAUUUCAUUAGUUGUUAAUCUUGGAACUCCAAAUGAAGAAUUAAUGAAAGUAUUCAAAACAGCUAUUCAAGUGUACAGUGAUGCAGGUAAACCGAUUGUUUUCGAUCCCGUGGCAUGUGGUGCAUCAAAGGCUAGAUUUGAAGCUUGUAGAAAACUAUUGAAUCAUGGUCAUGUUUCAGUCAUCAAAGGAAAUGUUGGUGAAAUAAUGAGUAUAUGGAAGUUGACUUCCUCAUGUAUCGACAAGGAAGAAAAGAGUUACAUGAGGGGAGUUGAUUCAAUUGCAAAAAUUGAUGAUAAUAUCGACGAGCUAGAAAAGAGAUAUAUGAGGGAACUUGAUUCAAUUGUAAUUGAUGAUAAUAUCAACGAGCGAAAAAAGAGUUAUAUGAGGGGAGUUGAUUCAAUUGCAAAAAUUGAAGAGGAUAAGCUAUUGAGAUAUGGAAGGGAAAUAGCUAAUGAUUUCUUAUCUGUGGUAGUAAUUACAGGACCAAAAAAUUACAUAAUAUCACGAGAUGGAAGACAUGACAUUGUCCCUGGUGGAAGUCCUUUAAUGGGUAGUAUUACUGGUACUGGAUGCUCUUUAGGUAGUACAAUUGCAUCUUUCAUUGCAGUUGAAGCAGCCGAAUCAGGUAAAGGGACAGGUGAUAUUUAUCAGGCAACACUUCAUGCCGUUCAGCUUUAUAAUGAGGCCGGAAAAUAUGCUUCCGAAUCUACCACAACUCCAGGGAGUUUUAUGAUUAAUUUUUUAGAUGAAUUAUAUAGAACAACGCAUGGUUAA